UCUUCAGGUAAUAUCCACAAAAAAAUAUAAUGAUACAAUAUUUUAAAAAAAAAAGAAUCUUUCUCUCUCUAGACGUGAAAGUUCCCUCCUUUAUCUAUCUUUCUCACUCCCUACCCCCCUUGUACGUAUGUACGUAUAUAUAAUCACAUAUCUGGAGAUACACAAGGUGUUCUCGUGUCUGACGUGGGCUUUUAUCUCCCUUAGCUUUACUCAGUUUCAAACGUAGAAGCAGGAGUCUUGGUUCUGUAUUAUUUUAUCCACUUGGGAAGAAAAAAAAAGAACAUUUUUUUUAGAGUUUAUGGAUGACGAAAGUUAAAGCCUUUAGGCUUUAGUUCUGUUGGUUUCAAUCUCAAAAUGGCUAUUAGUACUAUGCUGGGGUCCAUCUCUUGUUGCCCCUCUCCCAAGGGCUAUGAGGUAGUUAAACAACACAGUGGUCGAUUGAAGCAAUGUGUUUUCACGGUGAGAGCGUGUGUGCCUGUGUAUUCUGAAGGCGUAAGGAGCUAUGGGAACAAGUUGCAUUCUUCUUUUGGUGGUAGAGGUUUAGUUGAAAGAAGGGUUUUUCUGGAUACUUCUAGACGGUUGUAUUUCCGAGGUAGAUGGACUGAGUUCUCAGGGAGGAGAGUGGAGACUUACGCAGGGGUGGAUGUAGCAAGUGCUGUUGAUGUCAUCAACGAUCUUGGAUUCGAUACUUUGACAUUCUUGAUGGUCACUGUUAUCAUUGUCCCUGCCUUCAGAGUCCUCAAAGCCAGUCCGAUUCUUGGUUUCUUCUUUGCUGGUGUUGUGCUCAAUCAAUUUGGUUUCAUUAGAAAUCUCACAGAUGUUAAAGUUCUUUCAGAAUGGGGGAUUCUUUUCCUGCUCUUUGAGAUGGGACUAGAGCUUUCACUUGCACGUCUUAAAGCUCUUGCAAAAUUUGCUUUUGGCAUGGGAUUAGCUCAGGUUUUGUUAUGCACGCUUGCUUUCACCGCUUUUGAGCUCCCACCAAAUGGAGCCAUAGGGACAAGGAUUCUUGAAUUCCUGUUUCAUUCAAGGCCUGACUUGGUCAACAUCAGGAGCAUUGAUGAGGCUAUUGUCAUUGGCGCUGCUCUAUCAUUGUCUUCUUCAGCUUUUGUUCUACAGCUUCUAGCAGAGAAGGGUGAGCUACCUACAAGAUUUGGCUCAGCAACCUUGGGGAUUCUUCUUCUACAGGAUAUAGCCGUUGUACCAUUACUAGUUGUUCUUCCUGUGUUGGAGAGCCAGAAUCUUGUUGGGGAAAGUAUCUUGCCAAUGCUUGCAAAAGAAAGUGCAAAAGCUCUUGGUGGGUUGGGCAUUCUCUCCCUUGGUGGAAAGUUCCUUCUCCGGAGAAUCUUCGAGGUUGUUGCAGAAACAAGAAGCUCGGAAGCUUUUGUGGCCCUUUGCCUUCUCACAGUUGCUGGGACUUCACUUCUCACUCAAAAGCUUGGUUUCAGCGACACGCUUGGAGCUUUUCUUGCUGGAGCACUUUUAGCAGAAACAAAUUUCAGGACACAAAUAGAAGCUGAUAUUAGGCCAUUCAGAGGUUUGCUUCUUGGUCUGUUCUUUGUAACCACAGGAACUUCCAUUGACAUGGAGGUUCUGUUUAGAGAAUGGCCUAAUGUCCUCACACUCUUGGCUGGUCUGAUUGUGAUCAAAACACUGAUUAUAACCGCACUCGGUCCCAGAGUUGGACUCACACUCCAAGAAAGCGUAAGAAUCGGUUUCCUUCUCUCUCAGGGAGGUGAAUUUGCAUUCGUUGUCUUCUCUCUAGCUAACAGGCUAGGAGUGCUUCCACUUGAGCUGAACAAGCUUCUCAUUAUCGUAGUUGUUUUGUCAAUGGCGUUAACACCUACGCUUAACCAACUUGGAAGAAGGGCAGCCGAUUUUAUAGAUGAGAAAAUUGGUAAAGAAGAGAAUGUAGAUGAAGAAGUGAACUUCGACGUUAGUGAAUCAAUUGUCAUCAUUGGAUUUGGACAAAUGGGUCAGGUGCUGGCGAACUUCUUGUCAACGCCAUUGGUCUCAGGAGUAGAUAGUGAUCUCGUGGGAUGGCCUUAUAUUGGUUUUGAUCUGAAUCCUGCUGUAGUAAAGGAAUCAAGGAAACAAGGUUUCCCGAUACUGUAUGGAGAUGGAUCUAGGCCAUCGGUUUUGCAGUCUGCAGGUGUUUCAUCUCCUAAAGCAAUCAUGAUAAUGUAUAAAGGCAAGAAGAGAACCACUGAAGCUGUGGAGAGACUCCGUCUUGCCUUCCCUGCGACUAAAAUAUAUUCAAGAGCUCAAGAUUUACCUCAUCUUCUUGAACUAAAGAAAGCAGGAGCCACAGAUGCAAUUCUUGAAAAUGCAGAGACGAGUUUACAGCUUGGUUCGAAGAUGUUGAGAGGGUUUGGGGUAAUGUCUGAUGAUGUGAGCUUUCUGAGUAGAGUGUUUAGAGAUUCAAUGGAGAUUCAAGCUCAAGAUGAAAUCACUGCUGCUGAAACCAAUGCUGCUGCUGCUGCUGCUUCUGCUUCUGCUUCUGCUUCACAAGUUCCCCCGCUCAUGAAACCGAUGCGAAUGAAGGCUUCUGAUACUGCAGAUCUCCAGCUCGUUAAGCCAGUGCAAGUAGAAGCUUCUGAUUCAAAGGCAGACUCUGCAGAAACCAAUGCUGCUGCUGCUGCUGCUUCACAAGUUCCGCCGCUCAUGAAGCCGAUGCGAAUGAAGGCUUCUGAUACUGCAGAUCUCCAGCUCGUUAAGCCAGCGCAAGUAGAAGCUUCUGAUUCAGAGGUAGACUCUGCAGAAGUUCUUGAAGAAACAGAUGAUGGUUUGAGUCAGCCUGAGACUGAUAAUGGGCUUGUUGGUAAAGCUGGGAAAGCUCCAGAAUAAACAAAAAAAAAAAAAGAUUGAUACUCCCACAUUCUUAACAAUUUUUUUUAUGAAAUGUGCAGUGAAUAUUUCAAACCAAAUUUCCAGAAAAAAAUUGCUAUUA
This is a messenger RNA of Raphanus sativus (radish), 2947 nucleotides long. Its product is annotated as K(+) efflux antiporter 3, chloroplastic. The record is from RefSeq and is a predicted model, not a curated record. Gene Ontology annotation, cellular component: membrane; chloroplast. Gene Ontology annotation, molecular function: antiporter activity. Bases 355 to 2844 code for a protein of 829 amino acids. NCBI's taxonomy places the organism in Eukaryota, Viridiplantae, Streptophyta, Magnoliopsida, Brassicales, Brassicaceae. The transcript is spliced from 17 exons. Gene Ontology annotation, biological process: potassium ion transport; proton transmembrane transport.